This is a messenger RNA of Aspergillus pseudonomiae, 2222 nucleotides long. It is a transcript of the gene clxA, whose product is annotated as calnexin. Bases 211 to 1899 code for a protein of 562 amino acids. The record is from RefSeq and is a predicted model, not a curated record. The transcript has 5 exons. Gene Ontology annotation, cellular component: endoplasmic reticulum membrane; endoplasmic reticulum. Gene Ontology annotation, biological process: protein folding. Gene Ontology annotation, molecular function: calcium ion binding. Lineage: Eukaryota; Fungi; Ascomycota; Eurotiomycetes; Eurotiales; Aspergillaceae.
CUCCCCAACACCGGUCUUCUCUUUCUCCUCUUCUCCCUUCUUCCUUCCGUCGUGCGGUUAGUUUGUGGUACGCUUCCAUCUGGACAUUCUUUCCCCCCUUGGAACCUCUACGGAGGAUCAAUUGCUUGAACGUUUGCUUAUUUGUUUCUUUCUUUCCUAAAGCUAAUACCGAGUCGGGCUUCUUAGUUUGAGCGCCCGUUAUCAUUCAUCAUGCGUUUCAACGCAGCUGUUGCUUCCGCUUUGGUUUCUUCGGCCACUCUCAUGGGCUAUGCUCAUGCUGAGGAGGCUGAGAAGAACCCCGAUGCUACCUCUGUUGUAGAGAAGCCAACUUUCACCCCUACCACCCUCAAAGCUCCUUUCCUCGAGCAAUUCACCGAUGACUGGGAAUCUCGGUGGACGCCAUCUCAUGCGAAGAAGGAUGACUCCCAAACGGAAGAGGACUGGGCCUACGUCGGUGAAUGGUCCGUUGAGGAGCCCACGGUCUUCAAGGGCAUCGACGGAGACAAGGGUCUCGUUGUGAAGAACCCUGCCGCUCACCAUGCCAUUUCGGCGAAAUUCCCCAAGAAGAUUGAUAACAAGGGCAAGACCUUGGUUGUCCAGUAUGAGGUCAAGCCUCAGAACUCCCUCGUUUGCGGUGGUGCCUACCUUAAGCUUCUACAGGAGAACAAGAAGCUCCACGCUGAGGAGUUCUCCAACGCCACCCCCUAUGUUAUCAUGUUCGGUCCCGACAAGUGCGGUGCUACCAACAAGGUCCACUUUAUCUUCCGCCACAAGAACCCCAAGACUGGUGAGUACGAGGAGAAGCACCUCAAGGCUCCUCCUGCUGCUCGCACCAACAAGGUCACUUCCUUGUACACCUUGAUUGUUCGUCCCGACCAGUCUUUCCAGAUCCUCAUUGAUGGCGAGGCUGUCAAGAACGGCACCUUGCUUGAGGACUUCAACCCUCCUGUCAACCCCGAGAAGGAGAUCGAUGACCCCAAAGAUAAGAAGCCCGCCGAUUGGGUUGACGAUGUCAAGAUCCCCGACCCUGAGGCCACCAAGCCUGAGGACUGGGACGAGGAAGCCCCCUACGAGAUUGUUGACGAGGAAGCCACCAAGCCCGAGGACUGGCUUGAGGAGGAAUCCACCAGCAUCCCCGACCCCGAGGCCGAGAAGCCUGAGGACUGGGACGAUGAAGAGGAUGGCGAUUGGAUCCCCCCCACUGUUCCCAACCCUAAGUGCAGUGACGUCUCUGGAUGUGGCCCUUGGAGCCCUCCGAUGAAGAAGAACCCUGCCUUCAAGGGCAAGUGGACUGCUCCUAUGAUCGACAACCCUGCCUACAAGGGCCCCUGGGCUCCCCGCAAGAUCGCCAACCCGGCUUACUUCGAAGAUAAGACCCCCUCCAACUUCGAGCCUAUGGGCGCUAUUGGCUUUGAAAUUUGGACUAUGCAGAACGACAUCCUGUUCGACAACAUCUACAUUGGUCACUCCGCCGAGGAUGCUGAGAAGCUCCGCAAGGAGACCUUCGAUGUCAAGCACCCUAUUGAAGUUGCCGAGGAGGAGGCUUCCAAGCCCAAGAAGGAGGAGACUGCCCCUGCCACCAGUGUUAGCUUCAAGGAAGACCCCGUUACUUUCGUCCGUGAGAAGGUCGACCACUUUGUUGGACUUGCCAAGGAGGACCCUGUGAACGCUGUUAAGCAAGCUCCUGAGGUCGCCGGUACUUUGGGAGCCCUGGUUCUCUCGAUGGUCCUCAUCAUUGUGGGUGCCAUCAAGGCCAGCAGCCCCGCCCCUGCCCCUGUCAAGAAGGGUAAGGAGGCCGCAGGUGCUGCCAAGGAGAAGGCUAGCGAGGCUGUCAGCAGCUCUGCGGACACGGGUAAGGGCGGCGCCAGCAAGCGUACCACCCGUUCUUCUGCUCAGUAAAAUUGUGAUAUGAUACCCGUGAGAAAGUGAGGACGGAGCGUAGGAAGAAGCAAAUAAAGUUAAACCCAGACAUUUUCAAUUUUGACAUCAUACCCGACGUGUAUUGCACGUUCAACCAACAGUCUUCCGUGGUAAACGUUGAGGGAAUCAUACCACUUUUGAUGAGAUACGAGAGCAUGCAGAUAGGGGGAACUGUUUCUGCUGGAGCUUGUAGAGUAGUCUUGUUCUUUACUUUGAAAACCGUUAUGGCUACCCUCAAAAUAUCCGCCGUAUUAUUGUCAUCUGAAUUAGGAAUUCAUGGACCUUUUCGCCGGAUCGUAUAU